This is a messenger RNA of Anisakis simplex (herring worm), 1908 nucleotides long. The record is from the annotation of a GenBank genome assembly. NCBI's taxonomy places the organism in Eukaryota, Metazoa, Nematoda, Chromadorea, Rhabditida, Anisakidae.
AUGUUCUCUACGCAGUCAGCAGACAAUACUGAACGUCAACACUACCGUUAUAAAGCACCUCUGUUCAAAGAUGAACGUUGUACGUUUGAGCGUAUCGAAAAAUUUAUCUCAAACGAAUAUUUCGUUGAUUGCAAUCUACGCGGAAGAUUGUACGGCUCAUCAAUUCCAGUGCAAAUAAAACAUUUGGAUUUUGGUCACAGAACUGUCUCGUUCAAUGAAGCCGUCGAGGAACUUACCAAAAAAGGUGAAUCCGUGGAUAAAGAUUUCACGUUUGGUCCGACUUGGUCAACACACUGGUUUCAAGUUGACACAGACAUACCGAAGAAAUGGCAUAAGAAGGAUUUGUUGCUCAGAUUCGAUACGGGUUGUGAAGCGCUAGCGUGGAACUUGAAUGGAACGCCCAUUCAAGGGAUAUCGCCAAGCGUCAACAGAAUUGCCAUUCAUAUCAAUUCCACUCCGUCACUGCAACGUUUCUUUGUUGAAGCAUCCGCGAAUGAUCGCAAUGGAGACGGUGAUGCUGGACAAAUAAGACCUGCGAAAUUGGAUAAACAAUUCCAAAUAAAAUUAGCAGAUGUAGUUGAAUACGAUAAGCUGGUCGAUGAAUUGCUGAUUGAUUUUGAGUUAUUACUCGAAAUGGCGAAUUAUUUACCAAAAGAAGGUGCGAGACGUUAUGAGGCAUUAUAUCAAGCCAAUGAUAUGAUAAAUCAAUUAAUUCACUGCAAAUUCUCGGUUGAAUCCAAGAAGGAGUGUCACCAAAGAGCGUUACAGUUUUUCAAAGAAGCCAAUGGUGCGAGUCAACUAACGUUGCAUGCAAUUGGUAAUUGCCAUAUCGAUACUGCGUGGCUAUGGCGCUUUGAUGAAACGAAACGAAAGUGCGCUCGAAGUUGGUCAACUGCGUUAUCGUUAAUGGAACGUAACGACAAAAUCACUUUCGCUGUUUCUCAAGCACAACAGUUGGUUUGGAUCCGGAAGCAUUAUCCGACCAUUUAUGAGGAUAUGCAAGAUCGAGCGGCAGAUGGACGAUUGAUGGGCGUUGGGGGGAGUUGGGUGGAGAUGGACGCGAAUAUGCCGAGUGGUGAGAGUUUGAUACGGCAGAUGUUGUACGGACAACGCGAAUUGAAACGAAUCUUCGGAAAGUACUCGACGGUGUUCUGGCUGCCUGAUACAUUCGGAUAUUCAGCACAAUUACCACAACUGAUCAAGCACUGCGGCAUGAAUUAUUUCGUAACCCAGAAAAUGAGUUGGUCUUUAAUUAACAAAUUCCCACAUCACUCGUUUCGUUGGUUUGGUAUCGAUGGUACUGAUGUGCUCGUUCAUUUCCCACCGCAUCAUUAUGUGGCGCAGAUAACCGUGAAAGAGUGCUUGGAAUCAUUGUGGAAUUUUACGGAUCGGGGACGUUCAAAGAUAGCGAUGAUGCUCUAUGGACACGGGGAUGGUGGAGGUGGGCCCGAUGAGAGUAUGCUGAAAAGGGCUGAUCGUUUGGUGGACUGCGAUGGUGUGCCGAAAGUGAAGCAUUCAACACCAGAUGAAUUCUUCAGUGAGCUGGAGAAAGAUGUUGAUAAUUUGUGUGAAUGGAGAGGGGAGUUGUAUUUGGAAUUGCAUAAUGCCACUUAUACGACUCAGUCGAAUAUUAAACGUCUGAAUCGAAUCUUGGAAAGUAUUCUCAGAGAUCACGAAUUCGUUCAGGCAAUGAUACGUCUGGAAGGUGGUCAUGCACGUUCUUUAAGCGAUGAAUGGAAGGAUUUGUUACUGAAUCAGUUUCACGAUGUACUCCCAGGAACGUGUAUAAAGGAGGUUAUUGAAGACGCAUUGAAUAUAUACGAUCAACUGCUCGAAAAACUAACUUUCGAUAACGGAAGUGGACUGAAAAUUUUUGGUUACGCUUUAUUUCAAUUCAUUUCGCUAUAA